CUUCAAUGCCUCUUUCCAUUGAUCUGAUGAUUUGUACGCUGAUAUUUCCAGAUCAGCUUAUGGAAGUUCCAUUGAUGUCGAUGUGGCUUGAGUAGAUUGAACACCAUUGUUCCUUAUUUCGAGGCUCGAUCUCUAUCUCAGAAGGUUGGCACACUUUUCUGAGUACUCCGUAAUGCACUCUAUGCGAGAUCCAAUGCAACAAGGAAUCAACUUUCGGCUGGUACACGUACACGUAUGAUGAUCGGAACUACCGAUGAUCUUCCAGAGCCGGUAGGCGGAGAAAUGCUUCAGGCGUCCCGUUCCACGCAACAACCUGGUAGAGUACGACGUAUGCUCGGAAAAGAGGCGAAUUCGGGGCUAGCGGCCAAAAGAACUUCUGGACAAUACACCCUCUAAUCCACUCUCCAGGUGCUCACACCAGCUGUAGGGUUGGAUUGGUUUCUGGGGUGGAAUAACGUAACACUAGACCCUAUUCCAUCCAUCUAUAUAAGACGCCACUCGACGCAUUCGACUUCCCAAAGUCAGUGUCACUUCUCACACACUCUCUUUCUACUUCUUUCACCAUGUCGUCUUACCAGUAUGUGCAAAAAGCGCUGCAAGUCUUGGGAGCUUUGACUGCCGUGUCAGCCGUUUCGAGGAUUCUAUCCCUUACUCGACUGUACUUCUCACCCGGCGGAUCCUCUCUGAAGCGCUGGAAGCAUGGAAAAGAGCCAUACGCCUUGGUCACGGGGGGCACUGAUGGGGUGAGUCUUUGUUGCCGACAAAGACCAUAGAGACGAGAUCUUGUGGCACACUUGCCUAUUCCUCGCAAUCUCGACCGCCUCGACGACGCUGUGAUACUCCGUUGAGCUGGUGUUUUCAUGACGAAGUAUUGCAUGCUAACAUCCCCUUCUACAUAGAUCGGGCUGGGGUUCGUCGAAGCAAUCGCCGCCCAAGGGUUCAAUGUGAUCAUUCUAUCCAGAACCAAAGGCAAGCUAGAGAGUCGUCGAUCGGCUCUACAAAAGCAAUUUCCAAACCUCAAGUUCGAGAUCCUCGUCUUUGAUGCCUUGAAGGAUCCAUACGAAGGUAUUGAGAAGCUGGUCGCCAGCGUAUCCCAUCUGAACAUCACUGUUUUGGUCAACAACAUGGGCGGCAUCCCCUUCAUCCCGGGAUAUCGAUUGCUCACCGAGACGAGCGGCCCACAGAUCGAUACCGCCAUCGACCUGAACGCCCGCUUCCUGUCGCACUUCACACGCUUCAUGAUUCCGGUCAUGACGAAGAGCUAUCCUGCACUCAUCGCAAACGUCGGUUCGGCCGCUCAAGUUGGUAUCCCCUGGGCCGCGGUGUACUCGGGCACGAAAGGGUUCGUGCUCAGCUUCUCAGAGGGUCUCUCCCGCGAGUUCAAGUGCAACGACAUCCCCAUCGAUGUGCUGAACAUCACGCUCGCCGACGUGAGCAGCCAACAGACUCCCACGCCAGUGCAUAUUCUCAACCCUUCCGCGAAGCAUUUCAGCAGGACGGCUGUCGGCCGACUCGGCGCCGCCGUUGCUUCUGGACGCAACACGGUCACCCCGUAUAUCCCACAUGCCCUUCUCCUCUGGGCUCUUGGCCCGAUGCCGGAAUUUAUGAAAGUCAUAAUUACGAACAAUAUGAUUCGUGGUGCACAAGAAAUCCUUGACAAGGCUCACGGGGGGCUAAAGAGAGACUAACUCAGGCAAUUACGUUGCACUCAACACGCUGAGCUGUAUCAAGCUGGUAGGGUUGGUCCAGAGACAUGUCUAUAUACAACAAGGUCUUGCUUCUAGUGUGGCUGAUCAGAAGCAACACCACGUCCACGAUGAGGCAAAUCUAGAUUUUGGCGUCAAAUGAGCACUGAAUUCAGCAAGUCGCAAUAUCUGGAAUGAACAAAAAAAAAUGAUAUGUCGUGUAACGACUGAUGUUCAUAGUCAUCACAUAUCAAUCGUGGUAGUGCAUACAACCAAAUCCUACUGAGCAUCACUCCGUCAA
Molecule: messenger RNA, 1986 nt
Organism: Exophiala oligosperma
Lineage: Eukaryota; Fungi; Ascomycota; Eurotiomycetes; Chaetothyriales; Herpotrichiellaceae
Exons: 2
Coding region: 1125-1688 (187 amino acids)
Cellular component (GO): endoplasmic reticulum
Molecular function (GO): oxidoreductase activity
Source: RefSeq, a predicted model, not a curated record